Schistosoma spindalis is the source of this 6895-nucleotide messenger RNA. The record is from the annotation of a GenBank genome assembly. NCBI's taxonomy places the organism in Eukaryota, Metazoa, Platyhelminthes, Trematoda, Strigeidida, Schistosomatidae.
GGCGCUUAGUGCCGACCUUGACCUUGAAUAUCAUGGACCUAUUCGGGCUUCAUAAACCUUCUCUCCUCGAGGUGUCGUCUGCGCUUGAAAAUCAUUUAAAGGAUUGUUUCGAAACUGUCAAGUGCUCGAUUAUUGAUUGUCCUGAUUUGACAAGUUCACCAUAUGGCCUUACAUUAAGAGGGUUAAGUGGUAAAGGUAUAAUUUGUGAUGUUGGGAGCUUUGAUUACCUUUUGCCUGUCCCUAAAAAGGAUAGGCAUUAUGACCUUUUAGAUGUAUUUCGAAGUGCUGGGGUAGCUGCUGGUGCUGUAAUCGGGGCUGGUGCUGGACCAUUUUUUCUUACUGGAUCAAACUCUGAGAUGGUUAUAAAUAUUUCUUAUGAAAAUGGUGUUGUAAAAAAUGGUUCGUUAUUUGGAUCAUAUGAUAAAGAAAAUAAUAAACCUUUGCUAACAAAAGCUGAUAAUACCAAAUUUGCUUUGUUAGGUCAAAUGUUCAUGUGUGAAGGUAAACCUGGACCGGUAAGUGAAAUGAUGAAUAUAACGAUAAUUCACAUUAAAAUUUUAAUUUCUCCUCUUUUUUUGUUUCAAAUUUCUAUGCAUUCUACGCAGACUUAGAUGAAAGAAAGAGAUUAGUAGUGACUGGUUAAAGCUUACUUUUUAUUAUUAAAAUAAAUAACAUAUCAAAUUACUUAUUAAUUAAUCAUCUUUCAUCACGCAGUACCGUAUGGAUUUGAAUAGGAUCACUAGAAGUUAUCGAAUUAAAUGUAUCUGGGCGUAUUCGAGAUGGAAAAUUCGACGCAAUGAUUCGUGAGGCAUUACAUGUAAAAUAUGGUCAUUUAAAUGAUGCUGUUGGUUUGGGUGGAGUUAUAGUUCAAGAAAAAGGCAAAUCAUUAUAUCAUGUACUUGUAAGUGUAUCUUUUUUUUAUUACAAAAAUUCCAAUUGUCAUACCAUGGGAGUUGUGAAAAGGUUUUUACAUCAUGGUUUGACUUGGAUUGGACGACCAUUGGGAACUGUGAAGCACAGCUAGGCUGCUGUUUCAUUCUAGUAUAUGAAGCUCAGCAGUGGCAGUACACAUCUAUGACCACAUUAAAGAUCUGAUCUAGAACCUUCAGGGCUCAUGUUGAGUGCUUAAACUUCAUUCAGUCGCUUGCUAUAAACUAGCUGUCAUACAAAUAAUGUGGAUUAAAAUCUGCAGUACAUAAACUUAGUAAAUAUAUUUUACGAAAUCAAGUAAAUAUGAAUCCACGUAAGUAGUCUGCGAACCACUAGUUUUGUGUGUAUAUGUACCUAUGUGUUGGAAACUUCCAAGGAAUCUUCGAUAUAGUCUUCACAAGUCAGGCAGAUACUGAAAAUAUCUUAUUUAAUCCAACUAAGAACAUUUUCAAAACAAAAGGUUAUGUCGCACUUUAAAUAGGUAGUUAGAUAUUCUGCCAUUAAAUUUAGUAAGCUUCCAGAAGCUUUUAGAACGUUAAGGCCAUUUGUAAAUCUAUAAAUAACCUUGUUUUCUGUACAUUAAUUAACCUCAAAGUAAAUCUUUUAUUUGAGGCUCAAGUGUAGAACUAUUUGAACAUUCGAACAGCAGACAUUUAAUGACAUGGAUAAGAUUCGAACUAACACAGUGAAACUUCAGUGAAGACUUAUUUGGAUCAUUCACUUCUACUAGUCUGCCUAAAAAACUGAAGUGAGACGAAAUACAGUUUGAAUCAACCACUUAAUGGGUGGUUUGUAUCAACUUACAGGUAUUAUCACUUCUGUUCAUAAGUUCUACAAGGUAACUAGGAGAAAAGAGAGAAACUAUAGGAGUAUUCUUUUACUGGAUUAGUCUUGUCUUUCAGUGUAAUUACGACAAAUAACUAUAUACUUUUAAUACAUAUAUUGCUCACUUUACUAAAGAUUAUCUUAAAAGAGGAAAUCAACAGACAAGUCCUUAGUCUUCAAGAUGUCCCCUAGUACAACCAAGGGUGGAAGACCCCGCUCUCCUUCUGGGAAUGAUCUGAUAUGAUCCCAUAUAUUUAGCUAGGGAAAUCCUAUUCACUGACUUCCUUCGAAGGGAGUGUUGUUUACGAAAUUGAGAGGACGAAAAGAGAAUGUUCGGCGCUUCAACAGGUCUAUGGAUACUGAGGAUCCACCUAGGGAAGUUGGAAAACCCUGAUUCCAAACCAAUAGUGCACAUGGGCUCCCGGAUCUUGAGGGAACAAAUGGCGUAUGAACCUAUUGUUGCUCACUGACUACCAUACGACCACAUCUACACACGCUGCCCUACUGCCUUGUGGAUUAGAUCUCUAGAUCAAAGGCUCGUGGAGUGGCCUUCUUGGAAAACCAUCUACUUCGGUUUGCUUACCCGAACAGUGCCCUCUUCCACACAAAUUUGAUGGCAACUACCUUUUGGGGUGCAUAUAUAUUUGGGUGCCCUUUCAUACCAAUCUUUAUGUGUUUAAAUAGUAAUUAAUAAUAAGUCUUUAGGAUGAAGUUGUGGUUUACAAAGUUCCUUUCUUCAUUGUUUGACUUUUGGUCUGCAAUCAAACCGGCCUCCUUUGCCCCCCCCCCCCGAACUUUGUUUAUUUACAGCCUGAAUUCUCACAAGAACCACUUGAUUCAGGUGAGAAACUUCGUAAUUGGAUUAAAAUGUUUGAAAUGGAAUCUCCUGUGAUUUCAGUUGGAAUCGCUGUAUCACACGAUCCUCAUCAUCUUGGUUUACGCUUAGAACAUUUUCAUUGUUUUAAUCAAGAUCAAACAAAUUGUGGACAUUGUCAUUUUGAUACCUAUGGUCCAACUGUAUCAUAUCGUGGUUAUUUUUCAAUAGCUGAUCAUUUGUUACGUAUUGAUCAACCGAGUAAAUAAUUCAGAGAAACGUUUAGUUCUUUUCUUUCUUUCUCUCUCUCUCUCUCAUGUUGAUUUUGUUCUUAUUUGUAUUAUUUUUCUCAGGAAAACAAGUUGAUCAAUUCAAUCUUUAUACUUUGAUCAUGUUGACUUUUCUCAAUUUAUUAGUAAUAUUUAGUAGUAUAUAUUACAUUAGUAAUCUAUUAUUUAUUCAGUGGGCAAUAAAGAAUAGUUAUUUAUUUUUUCAUUAUCCUUUGCUUAUUUUUCAUAGAUAGAUAGAUAGAUAUGAAGUUGUUGUUAAGGGUGUCUGAUUGCGUUGAUUGAUAAGUAAUAGUUUUUGAUGGAGUUUUGUUCUAUGAGCUAGAUGGUUUGGCCGUUCUUCUGAACGACGUCAUCAGCACAAACUUCAGAUAGAAGUGAAGUGUUCGAAUUAUCUCCAUAUGUGUUUCACAUCUUGUUCUGUACACUUCGAUGUUGACCUUAAAUUUGUCAUUGUUUACUUCUUUGUUUUGGUUGUCUCCCAUUGGUUUGAUUUUUGUUCCUAUAAUAGUUGACAAGACGUCUCAAUUGACUUACAUUUCUUACUGUAGUAUCUGCGGCAAUACUGUUUUUAAUUGAUAAUCGAUAAUCACUGUAAUUUCUAUGGUAUAAAGUGAGAAUACAAAAGGUUAAUACAAUGAAGGUUUAUUAAAUCUCUGAAGUCAUAACGUUGCUAAGCUGAAUACACUCAUUUAUAUACGAAUUUUGCACACAAUUGAUGUUUAGUUUAUAAACAUCAUACAAAUGAAAUGAUACAUAGGGUCACACUGUAAAAUAUAAACGAAUAUCAUACAGAAUAGUACAAAUAGUAUAAUUAUCAACCACACUGUAUAGUAAGUAGUUCACAUCAGUGAUUGUUAAUUUGUGCAAAACAUAUUGAUAUGGAAUAAUGUAACGCUAGAAAAUAUAAACCCGAUAUUGUACUGACUAAAAUAUUACACUGAGAAUGUGUUACACUCAGUUACAGCGAACCCAUGAACUCGUCUUCUUAUUCCGACUUAUCAUACGCACAUGCGUAUAUAUAUGUAGAAAGACAGUGGUUGAUAUGAUCAAAUCAAUAACUGAUAAUAGGGAUAAGGGACAUAUCCAUGAAUUUGUAGCACAUCUGCUUCUCAGUGUUCAAUAUGUGUGUAAUAUUUAGUAUUGUUCCGUUCAUUUAGUGAUUGAAUGCUGUGCAUAAGAGCAUAUUUUACACUGAAUACUUCAUUGCUAGUUCUAAUCUUCGCUUUAUCCGUUUUUCUUUGAUCCAGCAAGUUGGAAUGUUCUACAGAGGCGUGUUCACAGAAAAUCAUCAUACUAAAUAUAAAUUAAUACUGUGUCGAAUAUAAUCAAUUUCGGAUAAAACUGAUGUUACACUCGUUAUAAAACUUAUCGUAAAUUGUUGUACUAAGUUAGAGGAAAUUCAUCAAUUCACCUUUUUAUCAAUUACUAAUAAGGACUCAUCAGUCUUACGUACUUAUUAUUUUUUAAGAGGAAUUGAUGUACUUUCCUGUGAUCACAUGAAUAAUGAGUAGGCCUGCUUCGAUGGACGAUACUUGCCGAUGUAAUUUUUCAUUAGGAAAACGCUAGAAUCCUCUAAACCGUAACAUUACAUUAGUCGAUGAAGUCAUUGAUAAUUACUUUAAGCCAUGUUAAUAGAUGCUGACUAUCUGAUUUCUGUCUGACAAAUAACUGCGUUCACUGGUUGGCGAUAAAGAUACAUUCACUCGAUUAUUUAUUCCCCUCGUUCUUGAAUUUCAUUAUCCGCUCAAUACCUUUUCACCCUAUCUCUCUAAACCAUAUUCUCAGUGAUUAAUAUUAUUUUCACUUCUACCAUAUUAUUUUGAUCUCUUGUGAAGUUCACUGUGCCAAUGUAGCAUGGUCUGUUAGGCCAAUGCAUAUUUGUACUAGGUUCUUUGUGUUGGGGAUGUUAGAUCUCAGAACUCACUUGGUAAAUGCCUUAAUUUGUAAUUUUAUUUUUAAAAUUUGAAUUCCUUUGUUUUCGCUCUAAAAGCGCUCUUUUCACCUUUAUGUCAUAUUUCCCACUUGGGAGAAUCUUAAAUGCUAUUGGUCCAUUGCGCCUUUUAGUAUUCUAUUUUGUAACGCUUCCCAAGGACGGUUUUUUGCUGUAUAUAUACGUUUUGAUUUGUAUCUGUUGUUAUCGUUCGUGCUUCUGGAUUUUUGCGGAAUAUACUUCUUCGUUCGGACUUCGACUUCUCUCUCUAACUAGCGGGGUUGAGACUAGUUUAUUGGUUUUCGGUCACAAGUGUUUGUUUCGUUCGCAGUCUAAGUGAACUCGUAACCGCUUCAAACCUGCCACUUUUUUGAUCAUGUCUGUGUGCUUGUUGAUAAUUCCAAACCUUUUUUUCUAAUCAUUUUUCGGACAGAACUGUAUUUAAUGUAUAUUGAAACCUUGGAGAAUACUUAAUAUCCUUUAAAAGUAAACUAACUUUAAGGAUUUUGUUAAAUUUUCUUCAUCAACCGAUCAUAAGUAGUGAUCUACUAAAAACUUUCUAUCGCUUAUUUGUUUGUAUCAAGUGCUUUUUUGAUUCAAUCAUUAUUCAAAUAAUGGUGAAUAGGCUUUUGGUAUUUCGUUGUUGUUGUUGUUGACAGAACUGUAUACUUUGCUUUGACAUUACAAUCAAAUCUGUUAUUUUCACUAAAAUUGUAUUGAAAUUUUCAUUAAGAAUCUUUUCUUUUAAGAUAGUUUUCAUCAUAAACUAAUUUCAAUUAGUGUACUAUUGAAAACUAGCAAUUACUAGCUAGAUAUUUUGUUUUGGUAUGAGGACUGCUCACUAGUGCACACACUCACAAGAGAUCGAAUACAUAAUUAAAUGGUUGUUUAAUACUCUAAUUUUCACUCUUCUCUCAAUACCAGGAAAAGUCUUCAAUAGGGUGUUGUGAAAGAGAAUGAAAGACUCCGUAGAUACCCAACUUCGUGACCAACAGUUUGGAUUCCGUAAGGAUCGAUCAUGUUCAGACGCAAUCGCAACACUACGGAUCAUUGUGGAACAAUCAAUUGAAUAGAAUUCAUCGCUCUAUAUCAACUUUAUUGACUACGAGAAAGCAUUUGAUAGUAUGGAGAAGAGAACACUAUGGGAGCUUCUUCGACACUACGGGGUGCCUGAUCGGUUGGCCAGAUACUAUCAGCAACAACCUACUGUGGGAGAGAACAAACCACAUCCCAGCUGAGGAAGAAAUCAGAAAGAAGCUCUUGAAGUGGAUAGGACACACAUUGAGGAAACCAUCCAACUCCAUCACAAGGCAAGCCCUCACUUGAAACACUCAAAGCCGAAGGAGAAGAGGAAGAAUAAAGCAGAUAUUACGCCGAGAAAUAGAGACAGACAUGAGAAGAAUGAACAACAAUUGGAUAGAACUAGAAAUGAAGGUUCAGGACAGAGUGAGUUGGAGAAUGCUGGUCGGCGGUCUAUAUUCCAUUGGAAGUACUAUCCUUGAUUUUCGAAGAAAUUUGUGCUUUUCCCAGAAUAAAUAAAAAAAUUAAGUGUCUCAUGUUACUUCUUUAUGUAUCGCUUUUCAAAUACUCUUCAUUCUUGAUUAUUAAUGAAUCCGCUUACCAUCACCUCAAAUAAAUCGUCAUAAUGCCCUCAAAAAACUGUUUAUACAAUUUUAACUACUUAUUAGUAGUUUAAAAUAUAUGAUAGAAAAUCACCUUGCUGAUAGAAUAGAUUUUCACAUUUCAAAUCAUUAAUCGAUCUAAAGUAGACAACCAUUGAAAACUUGGGAAGCAAUUACCUACCUGUAAUUUUUUCAUUAGAAAAGUAAUACAAUCUACGCAAAUACUCUCACUGAUCAUUUACAAAUAAAAUUUUUACAGUUUUUAAAAAACUUGACGAAAAAUUUGCUUUUAUGUUUCGGCGGGGACUUUUUUCAUUUUAAGUUAUGCAUUUUUUCUUAGUUACUGUGCAUAUACACGUAGAUAUGCCGGUAGGUAAGUAUAAUAAUGAAUAGAACUAAAACAACAGAAAAAGAAAAUACUUCAUUUAGAUUUUGAAAAUUACGCUUGUAAUCCAUUUAUUUGUCUAAUGAGAUAAGAUCAACU